Messenger RNA from Echinococcus granulosus, 1044 nucleotides. RefSeq lists its product as hypothetical. Gene Ontology annotation, molecular function: protein binding. The record is from RefSeq and is a predicted model, not a curated record. The transcript is spliced from 8 exons. The coding region runs from base 1 to 1044 and encodes 347 amino acids. NCBI's taxonomy places the organism in Eukaryota, Metazoa, Platyhelminthes, Cestoda, Cyclophyllidea, Taeniidae.
AUGCACGUAGAGCUGAGCACGCCAAUUUUCCCAGGGAUGAGGGUCACUAACAGAAGCGCCUGGGCCAUUAAGGACCUCGCUCCCACAACACUUCAGGUGGAGCCACGUGGUUGGGACGUUGGAAGCUUGGGUGAAGACUACGCAGAGGUCAUUGUAUUGACUGUGGUGUCAGCCUCCUACUUUAGAUUCUUUACAUUUAGAGAUGCAAAUUUCUUACUUGGAAACGUUACUGUUAAUGGACUGAAGCCUAAUACAACCUACGAAGUAACUGUGCAAGCAGUGGGCAAAGUCGGCACCAUUUUCAUUUACGAAGAAUUAAUUACAACCCUCUCCCAUGAAGGCGUUGUCACAAGUAGUGCAUCCGCACUAACUCCCUCAAUCUUCGGGGCUGUCUUCUCUUUCACGGCCAUGGUUCUUGCUUUAAAUUCAGUAAACAAGCAAGCGCUUAACGAAGAUCAACUCAAUUUGACCCUGAGGUCACAUCGUAAAAGGCUUCGUGUGCCAGAAGCCUGCACCCAUUCUUUAUUUUGUGGGCAGUUCUUUUUGCCGUUUCAUUGCGACAAUCAGUUCAAUCCCAUGUCUUGUUCCACAACUCGGCGUACCUUUUUUAAGGACAUACAGCAACUCUACGAGACAAUCGGAGCCUCAACAGAUGGUCAGGCGACCAUCUUAGGGACCGGCGAGAUGUCUGUUAGGGUAUCACUGCGACCCAAAUCUGGCUGCAACGCGCACGCAGAAUUCAUUUUAAGCAUCAAGUGUACUUCCUCUUAUCCACGAAACUGUCCUGAUGUGACCUUCAGUUCUCCCAUAUUUCAUCCCAACAUCGAUUCACAAAGUGGAUCAGUGUGUCUGAGUCUCCUCAGUGAGUGGCAAAGCAAAGCUUCUCUACCACACUACCGUUUCGCUAAACAGGACAAGGCAAUCUGGAUUCCUUUCUCGACGCUAUUCUGUGCUCUGAAGCCCAUGGCAGUUGACGGCAUUCGUUCGGUGCUUGGCAGCAAGUCCACUCCUAGGACACCAUGUUGUGUAUCAUGUAGUGUAUAA